Molecule: messenger RNA, 3225 nt
Organism: Centropristis striata (black sea bass)
Lineage: Eukaryota; Metazoa; Chordata; Actinopteri; Perciformes; Serranidae
Product: synembryn-A
Exons: 14
Coding region: 34-2028 (664 amino acids)
Biological process (GO): G protein-coupled receptor signaling pathway
Cellular component (GO): plasma membrane; cytoplasm
Molecular function (GO): guanyl-nucleotide exchange factor activity; G-protein alpha-subunit binding
Source: RefSeq, a predicted model, not a curated record
UGUCAGAGGCUGUUUGUGUCCACUUCAUCAGGCAUGGUGUCAGACAUGGAGAGGAUCAUUGAGAGCGUCCUCCAAGGCGACCAGGACUCUGUCCAGCUCCUACUGGACAGCUACAACACCCAGUAUGCAGAAUGCUUCUUUUUCAAUAAUGAGGUACAGGAGAGAAAAAAGCAACGACAAUUAGAGGAGUUUAGGGAGAACAAAGUGAGGGACUAUGCUCCCAAUUCUGAUUCUGACUCGGAUGACGAUGAGCCCGACCUUCUUCUUCGACAGCGUCUGGCCACAGCCCUGCUGUGCUUCAUCAGCAGCCGGCUGCAGCCAGCAGUGUUACGGGUUUGCCUGCACACACUGCGUAUCCUGUCCCGGGACCGGCAAGCCCUAGGGCCCAUGGUCACUGAUAGCGCCCUUUUCACCCUGGCACACCUGGGAGGAAUCAGUUUACAACAGGCGUGCCCACAGCAGGAGGAGGAGUCAGCAGACAGAACACACAGCCAGAGCUACAGAAGAGCAGCGAGUACUGAAGAGGAUGCUAAACCACGAUCUGUUAACCCUGUGAAUUUGGAUUCUACUCAUGUGGCAGUAGAGGGCUCUGCCACCAUAAAUGGCUCAGUUCAUCACUGCCAUAAGUGGAGAGGUGACGGAGGUCAUGUGGUGCUCGCCCGUGGGAAGAAAGACACACGGGAAGAGAACAGUGAAGAGGAAGAGAAGGAGGAGGAUGAGGAGGUGUGUAGGAAGGAGGCCAUGAAAGUCUUGUGUAAUGUCAUCUACAACAGUCCCAGGGCACAGGAGAGGGCCAGCGCACUAAGUCUUCUGCAAGGCCUGUGGGUGAGUCUGAAGCAGGGGACCUGGAGCAGGGCGCCCUCCAGUGCCCAGUUUUACAAGCUGAGACUGCUCUUCUUACUGACUGCUCUGAGGCCUGAGCUCAGGCUUCAGCUACAGCAGGAACGAGGGGUGUCAGUGCUGACCAAAGCCCUCGAGCAGUGCCUGGCUAUAAGGUGGGGUGAGGGGUACGAGGUGCUUUCUGACAGCACGACUCCGAUGUCCAAGGAGAUGUCCCAGGACGUGGUUGAGAUCCUUAAGACCCUCUUCAACAUCGCUCACAAGUUACACAGGCAGGAACCAGAUGAGGAGGAUGCUGCACUGUAUCGCCACCUAGUGGCUGUGCUGCGCCACUGCCUGCUGCUGUCGUGUGAUGGAGAAGACACGUUGGAGGAAGUCCAAGGACAUACAGUAAACAUCCUGUCAGCACUGCCACUGACAUGUCUGGAUGUCCUGCUAUCAGUUCGUGUGGACGAGGCGUCCCACAAGUGGGAAGGAGUCAACAUGGACUGUGUCCACACAUUGCUGCUGUUUAUGGACAGACGCCUGAACAGGGGUCAGCGGCUGAAGGAGAAACUGACACCUGUACUGAAUCUGCUGACUGAGAGUUCUCGGGUACACAGGGAGACACGUCACUACUUACGGCACAAGAUCUUACCUCCACUGAGGGACGUUGCCAUCCGACCGGAGCAGGACAACACACUGAGAGGCCAGCUGGUCCGCCUGAUGACACAUGUUGACACAGAUGUAAAGCACUGUGCUGCUGAGCUGCUCUUUGUACUCUGCAAAGAGAAUGUCCGUCGCUUUGUCAAAUAUACGGGAUACGGCAAUGCUGCCGGGCUGCUGGCGGCUCGGGGACUGCUGACUGGCAGGAGGAACUCAAGCGCCGGCCAGCGUGCUUCCCAAUACUCCAGUGAUUCAGACUCCGACACAGAGGAGUACCGGGAGGCCAAAGCCAGGAUUAACCUGGUGACAGGCCGGGUGGAGGCAGAACAGCCUGACCCAAUGGAGGGUAUGACUGAAGAAGAGAAGGAGGAGGAGGCCCGUCGCCUCAUCGGCAUGAUCAACAGACUGUCACGAGACCAGAUCAUUCAGCCAAUGGCUCUGACAGCAGAGGGGAGGCUGGCUCCACUCUGGGGCCAGAUGAGGGCCGACACACUGGAAGAAGAAGAGGAAGAUUCAGAAGAGGAUUUGGAUCAGAUAGAAUAGACACAUGAUACAUGUACAAUGGUACUAACUAACACGUAGGGACUAUACAACUUGCUGUAGUGCAAUUAAUUUCCUGCUAUACUCACACAUCUGUUAAUGCAGAUGCUACAGCAUAUGGCUGCAAGUAUAACCAUCAUUCACAGAAUAACACUGUUUUAAAUGGACAGGUUAGUAUGAAUAGUCACGCUACACAUAAAAUUUAAAAAACUUUGAGCUGUGAACUAAACCCUGACCUAUUAGAGAUCAGCCAGUGUCUGCUGUCUACUGUAAAAUACAGAAAAAUAAAUAUUUAAGAUCAGGCAAACCUAUGUGACCAGUGGUGGAAUGUAACUAAGUACAUUUACUCAAGUACCGUACUUAAGUACAAUUUUGAGGUACUUGUACUUUACCUGAGUAUUUCCAUUUUAUGUAACUUUAUACUUCUACUUCACUACAUUUUAAGGGCAAAUAUUGUACUUUUUACUCCACUACAUUUAGCUGACAGCUGUAGUUACUUUUCAGGUCGAGAUUAAACAUAAAACAUGAUAAAUUUAAAGUGAUUAGACAUGUUUAUGAAUUUAACCACAAAAAAUAUAUUAAAUAGUUAAAAUGAGCCCUACAUUGACAGUAAAAACAUUCCAGUCCAUUCUGCAUAACAAGUACUUUUACUUUUGAUACUUUAAGUACAUUUUCAUGCUGAUACUUUUGUACUUUUUCUUCAGUAAGUUGUGAAUGCAGGACUUUUACUUGUAGUGGAGUAAUUUCACAGUGUGUUAUUAGUGCUUUUACUGAAGUAAGGGACCUGAAUAUUUUUUCCACCACUGUAUGUGAAAAUACAUAUAACCUUAUGAAAUUUUCACCCGUUUAAAACAUAAACUGUAUUUAAAGUUGGACUCCCCAAAAGUGAAGCCAAAAAUGCUUGAGUGCCCCUUGUGGCCAGCAUUGUGUACAAAGGCUGAGUCCCUGCUGCAGUGGCUGUGAGUUUAAUUCAGUUUUUAUACAUAUUAAAUACAUUUUCCCAAAAGAUGGUUUCUAUCAUUUUAGGUUUUUCUGAACAGGCUGUCGAUGUUCAAGUGUUCCUUUUUCUUGCUUUUAAUAGUUUGUGAGAUUUUAUUUUAUAAAGAGGCUUGUUCAGAUUGGGUCAGGUGGUUAUUUGAGUGGAACUUAAUACCGAUGUAUUAAAAAAAGAACAUUUAAACAGUAUUAAGCCUGUGAGAA